Molecule: messenger RNA, 2157 nt
Organism: Botrytis byssoidea
Lineage: Eukaryota; Fungi; Ascomycota; Leotiomycetes; Helotiales; Sclerotiniaceae
Exons: 1
Coding region: 1-2157 (718 amino acids)
Biological process (GO): protein polyubiquitination
Cellular component (GO): nucleus
Molecular function (GO): ubiquitin conjugating enzyme activity
Source: RefSeq, a predicted model, not a curated record
AUGGCAGAGGAUCCCAGUUUCUUCGAGCCUGGGGUUGACGCGACGGAAGAAUCCGGGUUGAAUCAGCAGUCCAUGUUUAUGCCUAUGUCUACUUCUAAGCCUAUGUCUGUUUCUUCGUCUACGUCCACCGAUUCUGUUAUCGAAACACCUUCACCCUGUGGUGAGAACUUAUCGGAGAUUCGGAAUAGACAUAAGAAUCUUACCCAUCGAGCCAUCCGACAUUAUUUCGAGGAAACGCCACUCAGUGUGCUGAAGGUUCAUAGGGAAAAAGAUUCAUAUCAUCGUAACAGGAAUUUAAGCUUGGAAUACGAAGCUGUUCAUGCUCAUGAUACAACUCCUUAUAUCAGUGUCUGUCCUGCUUCUCUUUACAGUAGUAGAGUUGGUGCAUUUGGAGACUUUUUUGAUCUUACAAAUGCAAUUGCCUGCAUUGAAGGACCCUCUGACAGCCCGUACGCUGGAGGCAUCUUCUUUCUGCACAUCUAUUUCCCUGUUUUAUACCCUCAACGGCCUAUCAAAGUGCGCUUCUUGACACAGAUCCAUCACCCGAAGAUCAGUGCAGAUGAAGAUCUCCGCUUACCCAGUAUUACAACUGGAUGGGGCCCGGAUAAUUCUUUGCGGGAUGUUCUUUUGACGAUAUUCUCACUACUUCGCGAACCCAAGCUAGAUGAUGAUUUUGUACCUGGGGUUGCGAAAGAAUUUAUCGAUGAUUACAACAGUUUCUUCGAAAAGGCAAAACUUUCCACAAUCGAACAUGCGUCGAAGAAGCGACUAGAUGUGAGGAAAUUGGUGGUCGAUUGGAUACAAGACUACGUGACUUUUGAUUACGCAAUUGCUUCAUGUAAUAAGGCUCUCUUACUAUGGCGUCAGAGUAUAUUUGAGGCAUUACCAAAAGAUGGUAGCUGCGAGGACAUCAGUUUACAAUGCGUCUUACCAGACUCUGCCAUAGUGACCAUAUCUAAGAACCUGAGGAGAGUGUGUACUAGCGAAAUAGGACUUGAGGAACUGGACUUGAGUGAAUGGGAUAAGCGUGACCAGUAUUUAAAAGAUCAUUCUCCGUCAUCAUUUGGAAAUACACUGGCUAUAGUGUGGCUCAAGAUUCAAGAUGAAAAGAGAGGUAUUGAAGACGAUGAUCAUGUCUCUCCUGGUACAAUGGAUAUUGUUCAAUCAUGCCAGUUUAUGCUUGGGCAUUGGCGUAAUGCUGUAUGGGAAGCGCACCCAGAGGAUACUUUCAAGGACCGUGAAUCCAUCAUACCAGAUUCUGCUAUCCUCACCAUAUCUAACAACCUGGAAAAGAUAGGUUCCGGUCAAAUCAAGCUUGAGCAUUUGGACUUGUCGGAAUGGGAUCGCAGAGCGCAGUUUCUAGCUGAAGACAAUGAAUUUUUCAUUCGGGAACUUCUGCAAAGCUGGUGGGAGAGUGAGGUCGAGAUAAGAGAAAGAGGGAAAAAUACAGCUGUUCCAGAAGGCGGUCACGGCUCCAAAGCUGAAGGCCCGAAGUCUCCCCGGAGAGUUCAACUUGGUCUCGAGCCUGAACAGAAUCAAUCGUCUAUCAGAUGGAUUGGUGUCCGUUCUGGUAAUAUUAAAAGCUCAAGGUCCAAACAGGAAGCACGAGUUACCAAAAGUGAACCGGAUUCCAAGGUCAAGAAAUCAAGGUCUAAACGGAAUUUCUAUGUUUCAAGAGAACCUCCUGGUGCCAAAGCUAGCAGCUCAAGUUCUGUUCAAGAAGCAGAAAUUGCAGAAGACGGGCUCGAUUCAGAGACUAGAAGCCCAGAUUCUGAUACGGGAUCACAGAUUACAACAGAUAAUCUUAAUCCCAUCGUACAAGAGUUGAAGUCUAGAGUUGAAGAGCUAAACCUAAACUUAUCAAAUUUGAUAGAUGAUCUCCGUUCCAUUGCUGAAAAGGUCGACAAGCGUCUCAAGGAAAGCAGUAAAGGCAAGGGAUCACAAACUACAAUAAACGAUCUUUAUCCCAGCAUGCAUUAUUUGAACUAUGGACUUGGAACGCUAAACAUCAACUUACCAACUUGGGUAGAUGAUUUCCGUUCCAUUGCUGAAAAGCUAAACGUACAAAUUUCGGAAAAUGAUCUUAUUUCCCUUGCUGAGGGGGUCAAAAAAAGUAUCAAGAUAGACAUUAAAGGCAAAGGCUCUGUUACGAAGUAA